Molecule: messenger RNA, 3748 nt
Organism: Diceros bicornis minor
Lineage: Eukaryota; Metazoa; Chordata; Mammalia; Perissodactyla; Rhinocerotidae
Exons: 1
Coding region: 47-3748 (1233 amino acids)
Source: RefSeq, a predicted model, not a curated record
AUGGCAAUGAAGUGGGGGCAGGGCACCUAGGGCAUGGAGCAGGACUAUGGAAGUUACCAGGAAGGUGGGGGGCCCUGAUCCAUCGGGCCCCCAGGGCCACCCCUCACCCAGCAGCCAGCGGCUGGGGGGUGGCGUCAGAGGGUCCCAGGGACAAUGGAUAAACUCAGGAUCCAUAUACUUCAGGCAGGGGUUGUCAUUGUCCACCGAGGCCAUCAUCGAUGGGGCCUGUGGCCCAGCCGCCCAAGCCCACGCCCCUGAGCCCAUUCACCAGCUACUCCGGGACCCUGCUGAGGUUAGCUCCCACUGUGGCUGUGAGUGGGCUUCCCAGGAUGCCCUGAGACUCUCCUCCACUAGCCCGUUUCCAAGCCCCAUCGUGGGAGCCCAAAUGCAUCUCGUCAUGGAGAACGGGACCCUGGCCCUACCCGUGCGCACGCGCAGAGACAGCACCAGUGACGUGGCCCAGCACCGACCCUGCCGCUCCCGGUUUCAGGUGCAGGUUGAGGGGGAAGGCAAGGCUCCAGCUAAAGUCCUGGUAGGCUGGGGCAAAGGCCCUUGCAGCCCUGACCAGGCAGCCCCCUCGGGCAUCAGGAAGAGCUGGUGGCUACCGUAUUUCCUUUCAGGGGAGGAUGGCUCAGCUGCAGCCCAAGGUCCUCUUCUGGCUACAGCCCAAGAUCAGGGCCAGGGCAAGUGCCGGUGUCUGGCUCAGGCUCCUCCAACAACUCCAGCUCAAGCAAACACUCCAGCUCUGUAUACAACCCCAAUGCCAGUGGCAGUUGAACCUUACACCUGCAACCUCGACCACCUGACUGAUACUAUUGCCACUACCAAGGGCGUGUCCCAAGACCUCCUGCUCAGGAAGUGUGGCAACCGACGGUCAAUCCUCUUGGAGUCUUCUAAAGUGGUCACAUCCUGCCAGGACAAAGUGAAUUUCCAUUCUCAGGAGGAGCCUCCCACUCCAGCACCCACUCUAAAAGAGUCCCCAGACCAUGCCCAGAAGCUCGAGGUUGCCAGAAGACAGGUGUUACCCAAGCAGCCCGAGAACCCAGUGGGGAAGCCCCUGGUCUCUACCUCCAGGCCAGGCAGCCCAACACCAGGCUCAGGACCUCUGGGCACCCUCAAGUCCCAGAGGAGUAGCCAGGAGAUCUGCAGCUCUCGGCCAGACCAGCAGCCCCUCAACGUUUGCAACAACACCUGCUCCAAUGUGCCACUCUCUGCCCACCAAGUAACCUGCCACAAGGAGUCCCCAGUCCUGUCUCUCAGGGAAGCCACGCAGAUUCCCACCUCCAGUGCCCCUACCUGCCAGCUCCAGGACACUGUGGAAGACCGUGUGCUGGUAUUUGAUAUGGCCACGGGCAAUACCAGGAUGGGGCUGCUGUGCCAUGACCCCAUGGGAUCACGGGCAGUGCUGGUGGGCCUCAUGUCCAGCCACCCACCCAUCUAUGUCCCUGAAAAUAUGCUGUCCACCCAAUUGUUGGCCAUACCCAUCCUCUCCCCUGACAAUAAUCGCUCCAGCUUCUGGUCCACUUCACCCAUGCUGUCCAGCCCUGUGCCUUCUAGCCUGUCAUCUGGCAGCUACCGAGAUGUAGCCCUGGUUCCCAAGGAGGCCAGGCUCAACCUGGAGUCACUGGACUCCCCUGGUACUGAGACACCCAUCAGGGUGGGGUUGCUUACUGGGCCCAUUCCACUGGGGAUGCCGCUCCAAUUUGGUGAGAGGAUACUGAGCCAUGUCCAUGAUCCUGGCUGGUCGAAACCUGAUGCUGAAAAAAAUGAAGCUAGUCGCACCAUCUGGACGCUAGAUGCCUCCAGGAUGCAGGAUACCUCUAUGGUCCAGGCCAAGAAACUGCAAUGGAUGAACUCAGAGCAGACCCCAGAGCCUGCUCCACCAGCCAAAACCCAGGAGGAGCCCAGAUCCCUGCUCCAGGACGAUAUAGGCAGCCACAGCCGGAAAGAGGUCAUUACCGCUCAACCUGCCAACUCUCAGGCCGAAGGUGCUGGGCAGGCUCCCCUCAGUGGUCGGCCCCCACUAGUAGAGCAGCAUCCCCUCGCUGGACAGCUCUCUCCAGCUGGUCAGCCUCCCUCUGUUGAGCAGUGCUCCCUCACCAGGCAGCCCUCCCUUCCUGGUGGGCCCCCUAUCACUGAGACCCCUCUUGCCAGGCAGCUUUCUCUCACUGGGCAACCUCCCUUUUCCCAAGAACCCCCUAUCUCUAAAAAGCCCACCCUUUCAAGAGGGCCCUCCACCACCAGGGAGCCUGGCCAGUCCUCUACACUGUGCCAAGAAGGUGAGACCUUGGGCCUGCCUACCCAUGUAGGGGUACUUCAGGUGCCCCUGUCCCCUGAGGAGACCUGUGUCUAUGUGAGCAGAGAAAAAGUUAGCAUCGGUGCCACUCAAAGCUCCAGCACGCAUCAGCUCUCAUCCUGGCAACCUGGCAGCUCCCCCAGGGCCCAGGAGGAGCAGCUUUCCCCGAUCACAUUCACCACAACUGGCACUGGCUGCAAGGUCUUGCCCAUGGCCAUGGUGGGCACUGAGCCCCAAGGUCCCCAGUUCAAGCUGACAGCUGAGGACGUUACACAGUCGUCAGUGGUCGCACACCUUGGCCUGUUACACGGGGCCUGCUAUGAGCUGGUGUCCACCACAGAUGCUCUGCCAGUACGGUCCCCAGUGCUCUGCCGCCACUCAUUGGGCCCCUACCAGGACAUGGCGGCCGUGGUGAUCGACACAGGCACAGGCUUCACCAAAUGUGGACUGGCUGGAGAGGACCACAUCCUCAGUGUGGUGCCCUCACGUGUCCAGCUGCUGCAGCACCCAGUCCAGGGUCAGCCCAGGUAUGCAGUGCCCAAGAACCGAGAGGGCUCCUACUCGGUGCUUAAUCGAGGAGUGGUCUCCGACUGGGAUGCACUAGAGGUGCUAUGGCAGCACCUGUUCCAUUGCAGGCUAGGCGUACAGCCUGAGGAGCUGGCUGUGCUUGUGGCUGACUCACCCAUCUCACCACGCACCAACCGAGAAAAGGUGGCUGAAAUACUCUUCGAGCGUUUCCAUGUGCCAGCCAUGCAGACAGUGCAUCAGGCCCUGCUGGCGCUCUAUGCUUAUGGGCGCACCACUGGGCUGGUCCUGGGCAGUGGCCAUGGCACCUCCUACGUGGCGCCCAUCCUCACUGGGGAUCUGGCCCCACUUGACACCUACCGGCUUGAUGUGGCCGGUGCUGACCUCACUGAAUACCUAGCUCAGCUAUUGCUGGCAGGUGGCCACUCACCGCCCAAGGCAGUGCUGGUCAACCAGAUUAAAGAGGCCUGCUGCUACGUGGCCAUGGAUAUGACAGCUGAGAUGGCCCGCACUCAGGCCCAGGCCCGGGUGGAAUUCGUGCUUCCAGACAAGCAGGUCAUCUCGCUGGGCUCUGAGCGCUUCUGCUGCCCUGAGGCCCUCUUCCAGCCGGAUCUGCUAGGCCUCAACCAGCAGGGCCUCCCACAACUAGCCCUCCAAAGCAUCAGCCGGCUGGAGGCCAAGCAGCAGGAGCAGCUGCUGGCCAAUGUGGUGCUGGACGGUGGCAGCACCCUGGUAAGUGGCUUUCCUGAGCGCCUGAGACAGGAGCUGGGCCCCUGUGCCACUGUGCUGGGCUCUCCCCACCGUGCUGUUGCCGCUUGGCUGGGAGGCUCCAUCAUGGCGUCCCGGGACUCCUUCCAGAGCCUGUGGCUCAGCCGCCGUGAGUACGAGGAGGAGGGCCCAUGGGCCAUCUACAAAUACCAUCUGUGA